UCGGAUAUUUCCUAGUAUUCGUCAGAGAUCACGCCGCUCAUGAAUUCUCGGGGGGUGAGCUAUGAGUGAUGUCGAAAGUGUUGAUUAAGUGAUACGAAGAGAUGCGCUCAGAAGGAGCGUGUCGCUGACGUUCAUCACGGUUGCGACGGCGCUGACGUCUUCGGACGCCGCCGCGCCCGCAGAGCCGUCGAGCAGCGGGCAGGCGGCGACUGCGUUUCCGGGCGAUGCCUCCGGGUUGCCCACAGUGGCGGAUUGCAAACAUUUGUCCUUCAAGGCGACAAAUGGUGACGCUUUGAGCAAUCCGCGGACCGGUCACCCAAACGGCCUGGGGCUGAGCGCUGGGCUGUCGGGAGCUCAAGAUUCACCCGACAGCAGCGCUCAGCCCGCAACGACGCCGUCACCUCCGCCGCCGGCCAAUUCCACUAACGGCACCGCGGAAUGUAGCUCAACCGAGGACCCUCCAGUACUACCACCUGCCCACCCGCAGCCACCUGCAGCGGAAGGACUCGGCGCCAAGCUCAAGCGCCUCUUGCAACAGAAGCAAGCCAAGGCAGUGGCGCCGUCGGGUGUGACGCUAGCGCAGCUUUUGUCGUCAGCAAAGAACGGCGGUCAAUUGGUGGGAAUAAGUGACGAACGCGGUGGGACGAGGACUGCACAAGUCAUAUUGACCCCGGACGGACAUCUCGCAAUUCUUGCUCCGGUUGUUUCUGCCGGGUCGUCGGUAUCAGGGACUGCUUCAGCCGCGAUUGGGUCCCACAACGUUGUUCUCGCCCGCGCAAAUGGCAGUCUACAUGCUCAGUCGCCAAAUGUAGGAAGUGUGUUCGUCGCUUCGACCGGCGGCGGUGGACAAGUGAUGGUCCGUGCGCUUCCGCGGUCCAACUCGGUGCCAGUGGUGCAAAACCGAGCGUCCGUUGGAAGCCAGGCAUCUACCCAAACCCCGUCGGUGACGAGUCCGCCUCGUCCCAGGUCGUCGGCCUCCAACGACGUGUUGUCAUCCAGUGAUAUGUCGAGUGAAACUCUCGAAGGCCUCAUGGAGUUUGAGUCCAUCUUCAGCGAGGUGCGGGAGGCCGAAGAGAAGAAACGAAGGCAGUUGCAACAAAAUCAUAGUCAUCAAGCAGCUCCGCAACAACACCAUCAAGUGCAACCAGAGAUGAAGACCAAGCAGGGUAACGCGGUGGCGGCGGUACGAGUACGGGCGCCGAUAGCAGCCCCACCUACGCAGCAACAGGCGUCUACGACUGUGUCUGCGAUGAACAAGACUAUCGUGAACGUGAAGCUGCCGGAUGAAACGAAAUUGAAGGAUAUUCCUGAUGACAGCCAGGUAACACUGAACGUUCACAACGGGAAUACAAUACAGCCAAUCCGCCUGCUCGGCGCUGUGCUGAAACAAGAAGUGUUGCGCAACAACCCUGGUCUAGCCAACGGAACCCACACCGGACCUCUGGUGCUGUCAGUGCUCAUGACAGUGCCUGGGCCCGCCCGACCCGCUGCACCACCACCGCCUUCAAUUCUUACUCCUGCGGCACCACAACCGCCACCUCCGCCGUCACAAGCUGUGUCAUCCGUGCCUGUUCAGCCCGUGCCGUCGUCUGCAUCUUCAACGCAGGUAUCUACAGCAGCGCAACAGCCGCCGCCUCCGGCUGCAGUGAUAAAUUCGCCGGCGCCUCCGCCGCCGCCUCCUGCGCCCGCACUCGUCAAGAGUACGAGUAUGGGUGCGCAGACGACUCCGGUGACUACGAGCACGUCGGUUGGCACGCAAGCUUUGAGUCCUGCACUCACUGUCCCGAUAGUUGUGAAGGAGACGAAUGUUGGUGUUUCUUCGCGUCCUGUGCAACGGAGUUCGUCGCAAUCACCACAGCUGCCUCCCCCGCCUCCACCAUCGGCGGUCAAAUCAGCAGCUGUGGUUGCCGCCGCGGCUGCCGCCACGAAACCCGUCGUUACGCCGAACAAAGAUGAUCCUGAAGUCGUGAAGAAGGUCCAUCAAAUACUCGAGUCCUACCAGGAACAAGUUCGCAUGUCGCCAGAGGAGCAGUUCAAGCCUGCUCCGCGGAGGAACAGUUUUCCAAAGGACUCUGCUUUUAAGGAUUCAUCAACGGGAUUGCCGACGCCAUCAACAGCGGGUUGCAAGAAAAAGAAGAGCUCGGUGGCAGGGAAUGGUAUGGCGAGCAACGGAGCAGCCACAAGUCCUGCGGCUUUAUCGUCGACGAGCGAAACUUCAGAACGGGCGCCAUCAGUGGCGUCUGACUCUAAUUUGAGCUCAGACGGCUACCAUUUGGCAGGAUUGUCGCCAACACCGUCGAUCGGGUCAAGUUUGGACGCUGCAACUGUGGAACAAUCGUUGGAGGCACAAAGGCUUCAGCAGCAGCAACAACAACAACAACAAGCUGUUUCUAGAUCUACGUCGCCUCAGAUACCCGCGAUCAAGCAAGAUCCAGAUGGUCUAAAGCCACCGACCAACUGCAUCCUGAUGUCCGCGGAUUCGCAGUCGCAACAUCAAUACCAAGCGUGCCUGACCCCAGUAUCCCACACCGGCGUCUUGGUGGCGACGACCAGCUCUUCAGUGUUGUCACGUGCUCAGUACAUCGCCAUCCAAUCCGGUUCGGCGCCGCGGCCCGGUGGCACUGUUGUCCUUGUGCAAUCCAAGAACUCUCCCAACUUGCAGGCCCUGUUGGCCGGGAAAGUGGCUGUGACUGACAGGACGAGGGUGACAUCUCAUCUAUCGGCUGGGACAACGACGACGACAACAACAGUUUCGCCGUCAUUGGAGGAACUGUUGAGUCGACCGCCGCUCCCGAUCGCGAAACCCGUGGUUCCGGCGGACGCCCAACGGCUAGCCAAGUCGCGUCCGCAGGCUCCGCUCCAGCGGCGUCCAUCAAGCGGAGCCGCCUUGCCCGGCGGAAUGAACGUGCUUCGUUCUCCGGCCAAGAAGUUUAUGCUCGUCACGUCUCAGGGCUCGCAAGCAAGCGGAGAAGUGGCUCCGAUGAUGACGGCUGUGGUGAAGGUGAAAGAAGAAGAUGCAGCGACGUUGCAACCGUCGUCUGUUGCUUUACUGCCGCAGCAGCAUCAGCUUCAGGCUGCUCCGAACAUGGCGGCGCUGCCGAGCUUUGAGACGCUGAAGGGCGCCGCGUCGCCAUGGAGGUCGGUUGUCAAGGAGGAGUUUGAGGUGAAGCCAACGCGAGGGAUGUCGGAGGCGGGUGUUCAGACUGCCAAGGUUGCUCUUACUCGCCGUGUUGACGUCGAUGGUGGCCUGACCAAUGCAUCUGUCGGUGGAGGGACAAAGGUGGUGCUGAUGCGGGAUGUUCAGGGAAGCUUACAGCCGUUGACGAAGGCCGAGUUGGCAAUGCUAAAUCCCAACGAUUUGGCGAUUAGUCUCGGACAGCUCGUUGGCAACGCUGGUGGCACACAGGCUGUGGUGGUGUCCGGACCGAGAAUGAUGUCGUCUGGGUCACAGUCGGAAUUACAAAAGAAAGUCGUGCACAUCCCAACGAGUUUAGCUGCAAGGCCACAAACGUUAGUCAGCGUGCAGCGGGCAAAAGUCAGUCACACGAAUUUUCCCGGAGCACGAAUAGUUCAAGCUUCACAAGUGCCGCAAGUUCCGACGCGCGUUCAAUUGGGAACAAGCAACAUGAACGCGGGUGUGCAGCAGCGGAUGCCGUCGAGUCCAUCGGAGGACUUGCCGUCUCGUCCGCUGCUGCCGCCUUCGCCGCCGCACAUGCCGCCGAUCCCGUCGCCGGAAGAUGCCUUCAUAUCCUCCCUGGACUUCCUGCUGCAGCCGGAGCACAAAGAGACUGUGAAGCCCGACACGGCGCCGGACCAGGGCCCCGGCGGCGACUCUGUGAUGGAACCUGUCAUUGGUGAUGACGAUGUCUGCGGUGGAGAUGUUUUGAACCCGGCGCUGGCGGCUGCAACCGCGAAUAAGGCAGCUGUUGCUGUUCGAAAGCGUCGACCCUCGAAGUCCCCCACGUCGCCGAAGGGUGUGACAACGGCGGGUUCAAUCCCGUUCAAGCGGAGAAGAUGAUGGUCACGCAAUUAGUGCCGCAAUGAAUGGUUUUUUUGUCUCUCCCCUUUCGUCUCGAUGAUGUGUUGGCUGGACCGGGUUCGUACGUGUGGGCCAGGGGAAAAGAUAAAAAUUUAGGGGGGCGUCUUCAUUCUUGCACACGACACGUCGCCCUGGAAUCCCCUGCGCCCCGCCGUCUCGAUCAAUCUCCGCGUGUGUUGUAACAUGUCAUUUAUAUUUAUUUUUAUCCCUCCCGCGGAAUGAUGGGCUUCCGGAACUCGGUCACCCGCGUUAUUGAAGAAUUUGUUUUUUUAUCUAGCAUUUUUAAAAACCUGCGAUGAAUUACGUUAUUCGUGCUUGUUUCCAUGUUGACUAAUUUUGUUUGUUCGAAAGCUGGGGGAGGGGGGGGGGGGGCGAUCAGAAAGCUGUAUUAAGCAGGAUGGAAAGAAAGAAUAGAGUGAGGAGGCUAUACUUGAGGUUUUUACAUUGCCUGGGAAGGAAACGAAGCGGGACAGACGCACUUGUGGACGAACUAACCUUGGACUGAGUUUCAAGCGAGGUUCAACUCAUUGUUUGAUCUCGGAUUGUUGAUGAACGAGGAGUUGAAAAGAUGGCUAGUCACUGAGGCUCGUUGGGCGCGGUGUGUAACACUCAACCCAAUAGGCCUUCCUGAUCUUUCUCCUGUGGGAAACUACCCUUAACGAAGUUUGCAAACGAGCGUUGUGUGAAUUCACUGCCUGUGGGAUAUACGUAGGUGGCGGGUGUGAUCAAUCGUGGGGGAGGGGGUUUUACUGGGAAGCCAUCAAAGCUUUUCUCUUCUCUCUGUUAUCUUUUCCGACUGAAUUAUGAAUUUUUCAAAUCCUUUUGUUGAAUUGUAUCAAUUAAUGAGAUGUCCGGACCAGAGGAGCCUAAUUGUGCAAAUGUGUCAUACUGGUUUCUACGUGUAACGACGUCGAAGGUCUUCAUUAUUGAGAAACGCAAAAGUAGUUCCAAAAUAACUUUUAGCAAAAUAUUUGAAAAAAAUGUCAUCCCUGCGCUACAAGCGCACCUCAGUUUUCAUUUAUCCAAAUCCAAAUUUUAGAAACUGCAAUGGGUAAAAUCUAAGAUGUUCAAAAAUUGAAAUAUAUGUCACUUGAACAUUUUUACCCAACCAUGGCACGCACACCCUUUUUUGCUAAAAUGUUUUAGGUCGUGGGGAAAGGGUGCGUGUGAACUUGCGUAAGUAAGAUAAAUGGCGAUUAAACUAAUUUUCUUGUAAUUUUAGUUCUUAGAAGUUACUGUGCCAGGUUUGCUCUUUGCCAGAAACUUAUUCCUUUUGGCUAUGUUCGGCAUUCCAAUAUGAUAAUUCUAGUGUUUUUCUUUUUAAGGAACGAGCUUAUUUAAAACAUCCAAGCAACAGGUGAAGUUGUUGCUUUUAAAUAAUCAUUUGAUAAAAAUGGAAAUGUUCGUGUGUGGGAUAAUUCGAAGCUAUCAAUGCUGUUGUAUCCUGACCGUACCUAGAUCGUUGCACAAAUAAAUUACAUCUGUGCUCAUCUGUGAUGAAUGCGAAGCGUAUUUUGAGCAGUGCAUGAGAUAUUCCUCGAGACUCUGGAGUCGUUUAUUAUUUCUUACGAACAGUCGUUUUGAAAAGGAAACAUUGGGAUUGAAGAGCUUUGAUGUAACUGACCAGAUCAGAUUUUUUGUUGCAAAAGAAAAUCACCUUCCAGAAUUGAUGGCAUAUGUUUUUCAGUUUUUGAUUUCAUUUGCCCCGUUGAAUUGCUUUCAUUCGGGCUUUUAGAUAAACAGUGUUCAUCAGCAAUCUGCAGUGAGAAAAUAUUAGGAAACGCAUGGUUGACUUCGAACAAUUAUGUUUGUGUGUCAGUGUAUGUGCUACACUAAUCAACGACUAACUUUUUUUUCGAGAUGUUUCUUUUUUCUUGAAUGUUUUGUCACGUUUGUUGUUACGUAUUUUAGGCCUCGUCCAUUUGCGAAGUUGCAUCAAAAAUUCGCAAAAAAUGCAGUUUAUCUGUCUGGUCAAGGGGGUCUUGUAAGAGAGGUAACGCCUGAUACGUGUUGCUUUAAACCCAGUGCAGUAAUCAAAUAACUGUGUUCUGCAAUGUUCCCAUAGCCUUUGUCGCUUUUCCAAAUAUCUCAUUAAAUUUAAUUUGUUUGGAGGUGGUGAAUCAUUGAAAUGCAGUUUGCGGCAAAACAGAAAUCUCCAGGUUUCAAAGAAGCAAAGAUAUGCAUCGAACAAAAAAGCAUGUGUCUUAACAGAUGAACCCUUGAGGAUUCCUAACAUUUUGCUUUCUAGGCGCACUUAUUCAUAGUGUUUCGUGGAUUUGCUCAUGUUGCAUUUUUUUAGAAAGACAGAUUCCGAAUUUAUGCCACCAAUUAGGGAAGGGAGGCUUAUUUUGAACAGUUUUUUUCUGUUUGAAAGUCGGCGUUUGAGUCCUGCUGGAUCACAGCAGAGGCCAAGUGGUUUGAGUGAGUCUAUUGUGAUGUCUGGAGGCUGGGCGCGGGUUGUGACCGGGUUCCGGAAACGCAGCUGCUUGUCGUGUGGAGACGAAGGAAAAAAAAAACUUUAAAAACAAAGAAAAAAAGAAACGGGGUUUUUGUGAAGCAGGCGUGGGUUUUUAGAGAGUCGCUCAAAACGGUUGCAAUCGUGUCAGAUCUGCGGCGGUGGUGCUUGUGGCGUGCGGCACUGUUAUAUUUCUCGAUUGCUGUGUCUGUUGAAAAAGAGAAGAAAGAAACACUAGAACGAAGAGACUUCGCGGAUCUCGUCGCGCACCGGGCAGCCACGCGGUUUUGUUUACUUUUUCUUCUCCUGUAUUUCUUCUUUAUGCGCAUCCAAUUGCUUUUUUUGUCCCUCGAAAAAUGUUGUGUAGUGCGUCGCAAGUGGCAGUCGUGAAGUUGAGGCCCUCCAUCGGACUGCAUUUUCUACCAAAUGCGAGGGGUGUAUCUGGAGGAUUCCUCGGGGUUUGUUUGAGUUUCUUGAAAAUCAGCAGAUUAGCGAAGUAUUUACAAUGUUCAAGUCUUGACAUCUGAGUUCUCAUGCUUGUUAUAUAAUUUUCCAGUUUUUCAAGGAAACAAUUCGGCUUUUGAACAUCCUAAAAAUGUGUUAUACGCUCUGGAGGAAUCCAGAAGCAUUUGUGAAUGAGGUGAAUCGUUACAUAAUUAGUGAUGCUAAUCUCACUGCCGGUGACAUCUACCCGAGUGAACGGAAACAAAAAUGAUAUAGAUACGUUGAUGCAGUCAAGCGCCGUAAGACGCCCUCUGAUGAGCCGCCACCCUUGGCAACCGCCAAUUUUUUUCGAUAACAAAAAUUCUUGAAUAAAUACAUUGCAAACCCCGUUAAAAAUUCGUCUGCCAAAAUUUGUAACCCAAGUAUGCUCCUGCCAAUUAAUUUUUCCUUCUGAUACCCAGCCAAGAUGAUUUAGGUUUCUGUGAGAAACCUCGAAAAAAAAAAUUUUUCAACACACACAAUGAUGACGUAAUUUAAUUUUUGGGAACAGUAGCUAGAUCCAAGUUAAACAUCCCAAUAUUAUUUUGAUAGUUUUCUGAAAGAAUCAUCAUUUCAUUUUAUAUAGUAGUGUACCUGAUUUUCAAAUCAUUUUGGCUUUUGAUCAACCCCAACCCCUUUAAACUUCCACGAACAAAUGAUGUCGGUUCAUUAAGUUUUGGCUAAAUUUAGAAACAUCCUUCCAUCUUGUAUCAAGUUCUGUUCGAACGUGAUUUCUGGAUCCCCUAGUUGUUGUGUGCAUCUUCCGGCUCUAGCAUUUGAGCAAAAGCGGUGCAGCUUUUAAUCUCAAAUGUCAUUGAAGAACUUCCUGUGGUUUAAGUUGUUAAAUCUAGUUUACAUUCAUUAAAACACAAAAUAUGAAAUUGAGAAGCUAUGUGUGGGAAAAUCUCUUCAUAAGCAUUCAAAUACAGUACUGGAUCUCUUAUGGGUAGACUUGAUGUCAUGACUGAAAACAUUCUUUUAACAAUCUGAAAAAAAAUCUGCAGAUACAAGGGAUUCAGGAGAUUCCGAGGAAAUCCGAGCGAAAAGCACCCAAAUUAGGUCGUUUCGUACUCUAGCAUUUGUUUUUCUAUCUUGGUCCAAACGCGGAUGCGGGUUGUGAUACGUUGACAUGCUGAAAGAAAAAAAAAGUCGUGUUAUUCGCGUUUCGUUUUCUUCUGCAUUCGUUCUGAAAGAAGUCUUGAAUUUGUAAUCGUUUGGCCGAAUCUCCCGCGGGAAUUUUUCGCACGUUUGUUCAACGCGAAAGCAUUUCGUUUUUUUUCCCCCGCCGUUCUUUUGUUUUUUUUUUCUCGAAUCUAUCCUCGUCUGAAGGGAAGAGUUCAUGAAUGCUGCUUGAUACCCACUGCAGAAACAAACCGGAGAAGACAAGCCAAAUCUCGUGAUGUGAAGAAAGAGACAUGAAAACACGUUGGAAAAAAAGAGGAACCCAUUUAUAUUGCAUGGAACAAUUUCUAGUCCCGCCCAGAACCACCCGCGCGCUUUUCUUUUUUCCCCUUACGGUUUCAGAAUAUUUCUUUGCAUCAGUCCAUAAAUACGGUAAUCGCGUGUUUUUUUCUAGCUGGUAAAUUUUGUUCUGGUUGCUGUGUGGAAUGAAGCAGGUACACCCAGUGUUUGUUUUUUUUGUCGCGACGGUGUUCACAAGCCCUUUUUGGAGGAGGAUCAGUGUCUACUUAUUUUUUUCCUCGUUAUCCGUGGCGGGUCGCAAAAAGAGAAGUGUGUUGAGGAUGAAGCGGAGAGUUGGAGGAAAGGGAGAGUUUGUAGGGAUCAUCACACACGCUUUCGGUUUUUCCCCCUACUCCUCCCGUCUUUUUCCAGUGUGUAUUUACGAUGUAAAACUCGAUGAAAACGUGGAAGGAAUGCAAUGAAGUUUUCCCCUUCGGAGCUCA
Notodromas monacha is the source of this 8881-nucleotide messenger RNA. The record is from the annotation of a GenBank genome assembly. Lineage: Eukaryota; Metazoa; Arthropoda; Ostracoda; Podocopida; Cyprididae.